CUAUUCUUUCAUCUUCAGCUCCUAUCUCCUAAGCCACCAUCUUUCAGAUUUACAUUAUUUACAUAGAUAGUAUCAAUAGGCAAGUAAUUUUGCCCAGUGCUUUCUUGCCAUAAUUAUGAAGCAGUAUUUUUCUUAGUCCAACAGCUAGAAGUUGGAUGACUUACAAGUGAGUGAAAAUCCAUGUGUUUGGAAUGGAGGCAGUAUUUGUGGAAUUUUUGACCUGUUGCCUGGUAACUGUACCUAAGACAGUUAAGCUCCCCUCUGUGACCUGUCAGAUUUCAGAAGCUUGGUUGCCCGGUCGGUCGAUAGCUUCUUACUACUAGAAGGAGAUGAGCGCUUCACUAUGCCCAGGGCUUGAAAAGCUGCAACUCAUAGCAGCCCUCUCCUAGACAUGUCCCACUUCUUCUACCUGGCUCCAGAAAUCCUGCUCCCCUUCAGCCCUCUCACUUCUAAAGAGUUCGAGCUGAUCAGACGCAAGGCCCGAGAACUGUGGCAGGAGGAGACGCGGUGGACCGCUUCUUCGGUGACAACCUACUCAGGCAGUUACCGGCUAAAGCAACUGGAUGAAGCCACCUGCAGCCGACUGGCCCAAAGACCAGGCCAGCAGCAGUCUGAGUACAAACGGACACCGUUGCUGGGCGGUUCUGCCUACAGCAAUCUACCCGGCCAGGCUGGUUCCCAAGAGGCGGCAGACGGCAAAGGAGGACUCUCUGAUGGAGCAAGACCCUCUGGGCACACUCCGCUCAACGUCAAGCACAGAGUGGCACACCAGAUUUGGGGGUAUGAAGCUCCUUAUCUAACAUUUCCAGAUUACAGAGUUUUACGUGUGAAACCCAAGAAGCCAGGCGUUGAUCUCCUCAUGAAUUACAGGACUAGAGGGGAGAAGCUCCUGAAACAUCUUGGGCGACAAUGGGAUUAUGAAAGCAAGUUUGGCUCCUCGGAGGACUCAGAGGGGGAUCGAAACUCCUCCGAUUACUGAGAAGGCUCACUGCGCAUCUUGAACUGACGAAGAAGGAAGUCCCAGAGCUGCGGCCCUAGUUUCUGCGUUAACCGUUAACCGGUUAAGACAGGAGGUUGGAGGAGGCCUUGGUUGGGUGUGUACCUAGGGAAGACCGUGCUAGAAAUUUC
This is a messenger RNA of Peromyscus maniculatus bairdii (prairie deer mouse), 1128 nucleotides long. It is a transcript of the gene C5H4orf51, whose product is annotated as chromosome 5 C4orf51 homolog. The record is from RefSeq and is a predicted model, not a curated record. NCBI's taxonomy places the organism in Eukaryota, Metazoa, Chordata, Mammalia, Rodentia, Cricetidae.